AUGGCUUCAGACACUGCAACAAACAUGCCGGGGAUUUCCUCAACAACGCGGACACGGGGGCAAAAGGUAACGCCGCUUCUAGCCGCCAACCUCACUCAGCUGUGCUUUACAAGUACCACCCCUCGUGCGGACAAUGCGAUGCAACUUUCACUGGGGCACUAUGAGUCACUCAACAAAUCACCCACCCCCACGGGAGGCGCUGCAAACAGGGGGGCCAAUCGUCGUUUGGAAAGUGGGAGUUUGAGCUUAAGCAGUGCGACCAUCCCAGAGGAAAUUGUUGUGGGAGCCGCGGAGGUGUUGACGAGAGCGGUUGUGCAACGGCCACGGAAUCCGCACGCCUUCGUCUCGAGGCGUGUCGUGUCAAGCAAAACAACUGCUCUCUUCGAUGUCUUUGGUCAUCACCUGCGUCCUGUGAGUGGUGAGGAUCCACGAAGAAUAAAUGCAACCAUGUAUAAACGACACGAGUCCCAGUCAAUCGAUGGUCCCUUAGGGAACUCCUGCAGCAGCGUCAUUGAUGAGUGUGCUGCCGUCCCUGUCUCCACCCCCGAUGACCAUCUAAGACAAAGUGGGGACGCUUAUGUGCUGGAGCCAAACUUCCCGUCGUCAGCCAAAACACGUGGGUCGAUAAGUAUUAUUUCCAAGACGGCAACCACAUCACCCAUGCUGCAGAGCUCCAUCAUCCAGCUGAGGUCUUCUGCACCAUGUCCAGGAAACGAGUAG
Messenger RNA from Trypanosoma rangeli, 720 nucleotides. RefSeq lists its product as uncharacterized. The transcript has a single exon. The record is from RefSeq and is a predicted model, not a curated record. The coding region runs from base 1 to 720 and encodes 239 amino acids. Lineage: Eukaryota; Euglenozoa; Kinetoplastea; Trypanosomatida; Trypanosomatidae.